Ahaetulla prasina is the source of this 7858-nucleotide messenger RNA. RefSeq lists its product as uncharacterized. The coding region runs from base 155 to 2527 and encodes 790 amino acids. The record is from RefSeq and is a predicted model, not a curated record. NCBI's taxonomy places the organism in Eukaryota, Metazoa, Chordata, Lepidosauria, Squamata, Colubridae. The transcript is spliced from 13 exons.
GUUGCCCAAGAUCACGAGAGAUGAAGGGGAAGGUUUUCUUUGCCACGGGGGCACCAAUAAUGUUGAGGCAUGAAGGCGAAAGAGGAUUUCUGGAUGUUCACCUCUUCCUCCUCCUCCUCCUCUUCUCCACAAACCCUGCUCCCUUCUAGCACUGAUGAUGUUACCUAGUUGGGUAAUGAAAUAUCUGCAAGAAAACAACCAAGCUCAGAGAGCAUCCAGGACCUCUCAGUUCUCCCUCUCCUCCCCUGCCUCCUCCUUCACUCUCAGUCUAAGGCAUGGAUGGUCAGCCAAGAUGUCAACCCAUGUCUCUCUUUGCCCCUCAGCCAGGAACUGGGCCAGAGGCCAGCCUGCCACUCAGUCCUCCACGUAUCCGCAGUGGGGCACCGUCUACAGCCGAGUAGAGAGCGCCGUGGAUGGCAACCGUGAUGGGGACUGGCGCCACGGCUCCUGCAGCCACACCCUGGCGGAGGAAGAGCCCUGGUGGAGCCUGGAUCUGGGCGCCUCCUACGCCAUCUCAGCCGUGGUGGUGAAGAAUCGCCAGGAGUGCUGCUCGGGACGGCUCCAGGGGGCCCAGAUCCACGUGGGAGACUGUGGGGCCCACCACGGCAAGUGCAACCCAAUCUGUGGGUCCAUCUCCAAUGGCAGUGCCGGCUCCCUCAGCAUCAUCUGCUGCGACGGACGGCGAGGACGCUACGUGACGGUGGCCAUCCCUGGCCGAGCAGAGUACCUGACGCUCUGUGAGCUGGAGGUCUAUGGCUUCAGAGUGGGGACAGGGUCUGACCCAAAGGCAUUUUCAGCUGUGGGGCCAGAGCACACAGUUCUCCAGGGGAUGAAGCUCAUCAUCUGGGGGGCUCUGCUGGCUGUGACCCUCUUGGCAGGCCCUGCAGAAGCUCAGAGUUGCAGACCCCUACCUACAGGCGCAGAGGGAAGAAACUUGGCCUUAGGGAAGCCGACCAGCCAGUCUUCCAUCCAUCAGCAUGACAUUGUUGGGUCAGCAGACAAAGCCGUGGACGGGAACUGCAAUGGGGACUGGUACAACAAGUCCUGCAUCCACACCAAAAACGAGAGAAACCCCUGGUGGUUGGUGGACCUGGGGAAGUCUCACAAAAUCUCGGUGGUGCUGGUGAAAAACCGGGAGGACUGCUGUGGCGAGAGGCUGUAUGAAGCGGAGGUCCACUUAGGAGACUCCCUGGAGGACCAUGGAAGAGCCAACCCUCCAUGUGGGAUUAUCCUGAACACCAGCCCGGGUUCCAUCACCACCAUCUACUGCAAUGGGCAGGAAGGCCGCUACAUCACUCUCCACUUACCUGGGAAGGACUACUUGACCGUCUGUGAAGUGGAGGCCUAUGGCACCAAAGAUCCAGGCAACAUCCAGGCAGCUCAAGGCCCAGGGAUUGAGGUAAAGGUAACGGAGAGACGCUGCCAAGGAUGCCUGGAGGACUGCAAUGGGGUGAGCGGAGCCUUUGGGAUGAAGCUCAUCAUCUGGGGGGCUCUGCUGGCUGUGACCCUCUUGGCAGGCCCUGCAACAGUUCAGAGUUGCAGACCCCUACCUAUAGGAGUAAAUCCAAAGAACUUGGCCUUAGGGAAGCCGACCUACCAGUCCUCCAUCUACCCCAAUCAGUAUGGUGGACCACCAGAGAAAGCCGUGGAUGGGGACUGCCACGGGGUCUGGACCCAUGCCUCCUGCACCCACACCAACCUGGAGAGAAACCCCUGGUGGUUGGUGGACUUGAGGGAGUCUUAUAAAAUCCACACAGUGGUGGUGAAAAACCGCGAGGACUGCUGUGGCGAGAGGCUCUUUGGAGCUGAGGUCCACUUGGGAGACUCUCUGGAAAACAAUGGAAGAUUCAACCAUCUCUGUGGGAUGAUCCAGGACACCAGCCUGGGCUCCAUCACCACCAUCUACUGCAACAAUAAUCGAGGUCGCUACAUCAGUGUCCACUUGCCCAGGGAGGACUACUUGACCAUCUGUGAAGUGGAGGUCUAUGGCACUCAGAUGAAGCUCAUCGCCUGGGGGGGUCUGCUGGCCGUGACCCUCUUGGCAGUCCCUACAGUCCCUCAGAGUUGCAGGCCCCCACCUGGAGAUGCAGAGGCAAAUAAUUUGGCCUUAGGGAAGCCGACCUCCCAGUCCUCCACCUUUUCUAAUGAGUAUGGUGGACCAGCAGAGAAAGCCGUGGAUGGGGACUGCAACGGGACCUGGACCCAUGCCUCCUGCACCCACACCAACCGGGAAAGAAACCCCUGGUGGUUGGUGGACCUGGGGGAAUCUCAUAAAAUCUACGCGGUGGUGGUGACAAACCGGGAGGACUGCUGUAGCGAGAGGCUGUAUGAAGCGGAAGUCCACUUAGGAGACUCCCUGGAGGACCAUGGAAGAGCCAACCCUCAAUGUGGGAUUAUCCUGAACAUCAGCCCCGGUUCCAUCACCACCAUCUACUGCAACGGGCUGGAAGGCCGCUACAUCACUCUCCACUUGCCCAGGGAGGACUACUUGACCCUCUGUGAAGUGGAGGCCUACAGCAGCAAGUAGAGAAGAUCGAUGCUCCCACGAAAUGCCAAUUGCUCUCCAAAUAAAUGGGCUCCUCAGAGGCAUUCUCACAUUUCGUCUGUUCAUUCUUUGGUCCAAAGGGAGGCCUUUGUGUCUGUCAGGGGAGCCCUUCCGUGAUCGAGAUCACUCAGGGAGCACCAAGGACUCCACAAUUCAGCCCGGAGCUGGUGAGAUUCCCUUCAAUGGGCAGCGCAUCUGGCAACCUGCCUUUGGUAGGCACCAGCUAGUGCUCCGAAGCAAUCUGAGUGUUGAUGUGAGAGCACAUCCAUCCUCAUCUGUGGAAAUUCAGCAUCAUUUUGAGCCAUUCUCCUUCCCUCACAGCCCAAUAUUUACCUGACAGGGUCCUUUCCUUUCAGCCACAGUGAAUGGAGAUUUCCCAGGAAGCCCCCUUGCUUUGCCUGGAGGAAAAUUGGGAGGUAAAUCCAACCAACUAGCCAAGGUGGCCUUGUUUCCCCUCUUGGACCAAGGAAGCAGGUGGCACUUCAGGUAUCCCCCUCCCCCUCAAUCCCUAAUUCUCACGUUUUGUGAGGGCCCCCCGACUCUGUGGCUGCUGGCCCCCUGGUUGGUUUCAUGGCAGUCAGCAGAGUUAGAGUUCAACAGUGGCUGAUAUAAUACUAGAAUAACAGAGUUGGAAGGGACCUUGUAGGUCAUCUAGUCCAACCCCCCACCCAAGCAGGAGACCCUACUACACCAUUUCUGACAAGUGGAUAUCCAGUCUCUUCUUGAGAGCUUCCACCUUCUGAAGGCACCUUCUGUUCCAUGGGUUGGUUGUUCUGUCAGAAAAUUUCUCAUUUCCAUGUUGAAUCUCUCCUUGAUCAGUUUCUAUCCAUUACUCCUUCCAGUGCUCUAGAGAAUAGCUUGAGCACACACACCCCGCACCUCCUCUCUGUGGCAGCCCCUCUCAAAUAUUAGAAAAUGGCUAUCAUGUCUCCCCUGGUCCUUCUCUUCACUAGACUUAGCCAUGCCCAGUUCCUGCAACCGUUCAUUUGUUUUAGCCUCCAGUCCCCUCAUCAUCUUGGUUGCUCUUCUCUGCACUCUUUCUAGAGUCUCAACAUCUUUUUUGUAGUGUAGUGACCGAAACUGGAUGUGGUAUUUUAGGUGUGGCCUUAAGCAGGUGUCUUCAUAUAUCAGCUUCUCUUUAGUUCUUUCUAUGCAAGAGGGGUUCCCCAGACCAGAAGGCACUCCCAUCUCCCCACCAAUAAAGGCACCUGCUGCUCCCUAGUGGAGGAUCCGUGCUACUGGUGUUCUUGACUUGAGCACUCCAGCAGAAGUGGGAGAUAUUGGCUAGCACUUCCUAGGUCCAUAUUUCUGUCAAUUUAUGAAUGGACCUUGGUCAAUAUUUAAUCCUAUCAGAGAGGAUUGUCUCACCUGGCACCCCCAGCCUCACUGGGUUAUCCCGAGGAGCCCAGGACCAAGACUCCCCUCCCUCUCACCCACCAGGGCCCUCUGACCUCCCAUACUGGUUGGUCAGCUCUCUGGCCAACCCCUCUUCACCUGUGAAGAGCCACUGGAAAUGUUGUUGAGGAGCACAAGAAUAGACCAUGGCUGUUGCAAGAUGCCUGGACUAUAAAACAGGGUAGAGGCAGGAAAAGGAAGCAAGAUGGAAUCUACAGCUAGACUGGAGGGAGGCAUUAAGAGAGGGCUGAGCUUGGCAUCUUUGCACUGCAAAAAGCCCCACAGGGCUGACCUCCCCCAGAAUCCCCGAAGCCUUUCCCAAGGGAAUGCAGCCAGCCUGGUGAGAUCCGUGUAUCAUAGGUGACUAGCAAUGAAACUGAUGAUGGUACCUAGUUUGGGUAAAGAAAGGUCUGCAUAAAAAGAGCCAAAGCCAGAGAGCUCCAGGGACCUCUAAUAAACCUCUUUGAGAUGCUUCACGAGUAGUUCUGGUUGCUUGCUCUUAAUACAAGGGUAGAUUAAGAGAGUUGGAAGCGACUUUGGAGAUCUUUUUAGAAUUAGAAUAGGAUAAAGUUAGAAGAGACCUUGGGGGUCUUCUAGUCCAGACCCCUGCUCAAGCAUAGUUUGACCCCCUCCUCUUUGCGCUAGCCCCUCAAAUACUGGAUUACCGCUAUAUAGAAUAUAGAGAAUGGAUGGGAUGGGAUGGAAUAGAAUAGAAUAGAAUAGAAUAGAAUAGAAUAGAAUAGAAUAGAAUAGAAUAGAAUAGAAUAGAAUAGAAUAGAAUAGAAUAGAAAAUAGAAUGGAAUAGAAUAGAAUUCUUUAAUGGCCAAGUGUGAUUAGACACAAAAGGAAUUAGUUUUGGGUAGAGAACCACUCAUUACACUUGCAAGACAACACAGAAAAUAAUAAUUACAUUCAAAAUGUGCAACCAGCCGAAAGGGGAAAGAGCAGUGGUGAGAUUCAAGUAAUUUAACAACCGGUUCUCUGCCAUAACGAUUUCUUCCAACAACCAGUUUGCCAAACUGCUCAGAAAGUUAACAACCGGUUCUCCUGAAGUGGUGCGAACUGGCUGAAUCCCACCACUGGGAAAGAGGUAAUACAAGGAUAAAUAAUACUGCAGUAUUUAAUACUUAUCAAGUCAGACCCCAUCACAGCCACUAUUCUGCAUGCAACGAUCCAGGUUCACGACUGGGAGAAGACCAGAACAUUUCCAGGUUUUCUCCAUUUGUUCACAGACAGAAACAGCCAGCCUGAGAAUCUGCCAGGCCUCACCUUUCAGCUUCAACGUUGCCAUGUUUUUAAAAAUCUUCCCUGCGUAAUUGUCUCUCUCGCUCCCACCUCUGCCAUUCUCUAGAACAAGCAAAGCAAAGCUUUGUGUACUGUGCACUUCCUUCCGCACAUCCUUGAGUUUGUCCUGAAAUGGAUGCUAAAUAAACAACUCUUAACACAUGUGCGCACCUAACUAAGCUUUGCUUGAAACAUGUUCAGCUCAAAUAAUCAGCUUUUCUUGCCUGGCCUCCCCCAAAAGAGGAGCCUGAAACCCGGUCAGUGGAGAACAACCUGUUGAUGCAAUGAAACCAGCGUUGCAGGCGCUUCCCUGCUGGUCUCACCACCAUGAAAGCUCAGAACUUGGUGCAGCUCUGGGCUUGGUCAAAUUCCGUUUGUCUUCUUCCACUGAUACUCCGGCCAUCACUUCUGCCCAUCGCCGUGAGGUUCUCCCGGGACUCAGAGGCUGCCCAGGAAGAGUCAUUUCAGAAUAACAGAGUUGGAAGGGACCUUGGAGGUCUUCUAGUCCAACCCUCUGCUCAAGCAGGAAAUUCUAAACCAUUCUGGAUAAAUGGCUGUCCAAUCUCAACCGAACAUAUGAAGAAGAGCUGAAGGCCGCUUUUGAAGCAUCCUGGUCUUCCGUAACACCUCAGGACUGCCACAGGCGGAUAGCAUCCAUGCCACACCGCAUUGAGGCAGUAAUUGAUGCAAAAGGGGCCCAAACCAAGUACUAAGUACAUAAGCAUGCUUAUACUUUUCAAAGGUCUGAUAUCGUUCUAUGUACAAUCCUUGUUCUAUUGAUUUCAUGUAAUAUUCUAAUUUUCUGAGAUUGUGAAUUUGGGGUUUUCAUGAGCUGUCAGCCAUAAUCAUCAAAAUUAUGACAAAUCAAGGCUUGAACUAUCUCGAUUUGCAUGUAAUGAGUCUAUCUCAUAUAUUAGUUUCACCUUUUAAGUUGCAUUACUGAAAUAAAUGAACUUUUGCACGAUGUUCUAAUUUUUUGUGUUUCACCUGUAAAACUAAAAAGUUGAGGUUUUAUGUAAUUACUUCAAUCCACUGCACCAAAAACAGUCAGAAAUUUCCUUUUUCCCUUUAAUCUACACUUUCCUCUCUCCCCCUUUUCCUCUCUUAUUUUCCCAGUCUUCAUUUUUCUUUAUAUUCCUCUAUUUAUAUUUUGAUAAACUAAUAACAUAGUUGGCAUCCAUGAACAGCUCUCCAGACUGCCUCUGUCCAUUCGUUCUGGUCAGUCGUGCAGAAAAGCCCAGAGGGUCACCUGCAUUUCCCUCCCUUGUGCGCUUCCAAACUGGUCUCCAGCAGGGAACAAAACUUCAAGAGAGUUGUAAGUUGUCCCAGGGACUUUGUGUUUCUUCCUGGAUGUUUGUGUGCAAAUCCAGAGCAGGCAGGUCAACCGAGAAUAAAUUCUCUGACAUGCCUUUCUUCUCCCAAACUUCUUUCCAGCUAGAAAUGUGGCCAGAGGGUGUCCAGCUUUCUAAUCGUCCACCUAUAUAAGCCAGUUCAAUUCAGUAGCCAGAAAAGCCGUGGAUGGGAACUGCAGCAGGCGCUGGAUUGGGCAGAAUACUUGCACCCACACGAAGCAACAAAGGGAGCCCUGGUGGUACAUGGAUCUGGGAAGCCACUAGGCCAUUUCUUCCGUGGUGGUGAAAAACCGUGAGGACUGCUAGGACUACUGUGGAGAAAGGCUCCAGGGAGCAGAGAUCCGCGUGACCGACUGCAUGCCCAACUGUGGCCUAUCCAAUCGUCUGCAAGUUCCUCUUGGCCCAUUCCACAGAUGGUGGUUAAUCAGGAGGGCAGGUGGCUAGGAAAAGGACGCCAAUUUGGUAGCACCCAAGACAUCAUAGAUAAGGGCGGUGCUUAGAGAGGGAGGGGAGGCUAAAAUGCUUAAGACUUCCAUAUUUGGGAACAUCUUUUUUAGGAUCCAAUCUGGAUCAGUGACCGGGACCAGAGGUUUUGCCUUCUGAGCUUUCAACUCAUGACAGAGCCCAUCUUUGGGAAAUUUCUCUCACUAUUGCUGUUUUGUGUGUGUGGUAUUUAUCUUGCCUGUUGAUGGCUGGCAUUGAAGUCAUUGGCUGUUGUUCGGUCCUCACCUUCCAAGUACUUGAUAGGCUGAUGGUAAAUCAGCACUCCGGUUGACUGACGAUGGGACCCUUCCCCAGGUUUCAAUUACUUGGCUGUUUUUGUGCCUGCUCAUCCAACAACUUUAGUAGCUGCAAAACUGAACGUGUGUCCUUGUGAGGCUACCAAAGAGAUUGGAUCUCUUCAUCUGACUGCUUGUUUGUGUUCUUGCAAUCUGGUGGUUGGCUUCCUCCCCGUCCGUCCUACGUAGUCACAGGGGGAUCAAUGUGUAUCUUUUUUAGGAAAGCAUUUCUUAAUUUUAUUUAGUGUACGGCAUCUAGAGAGGUCACACAAUCAUGAUAUAUGAAGAUAACUUUAAAUAAAGCAUCAGCAAAAUUAGAAAGGAUAGAUGGAUGGAUAUGGGUUUUUUAAAUUUUAAAUGAAAAAAUUAAAAUGUGACGGGGACAUUAGGGCACUUACACAGGAACCUCUUAAAUAUGGGAUGUAGUCCACAGAAGGCAAGUUAGAAUUAAAACUGUGGAAGUUAAUAGCUGGGACAACUGAAUCAGGUAGGAUAUUCCAUAA